Molecule: messenger RNA, 4756 nt
Organism: Mizuhopecten yessoensis (Yesso scallop)
Lineage: Eukaryota; Metazoa; Mollusca; Bivalvia; Pectinida; Pectinidae
Product: lisH domain-containing protein C1711.05-like
Exons: 16
Coding region: 270-2843 (857 amino acids)
Molecular function (GO): protein binding
Source: RefSeq, a predicted model, not a curated record
GAUCAGUCUGUUCAUUCUUUCUAGGCCCUUGUCGCAAACACAUACAUUAGCCUGAUUCAUAUCUAGAUAAGUUAACUUUGAAUUAACUCAUUGAAAUUGAGUGCAUGCAUUUAAAAAGCAUUUACAUUUCUCCUAAGUGCAGUCAAUUAAAUGUGGAACUCUUCAACGCUUCGAGUUGCCAUGAAACAGGUUGUAAACAGCAAUGGCGGACAGCUAAGCCGACAGGUGCCUGUUGACAUUUGUUUAUACUUAAUUGGAACAUUAAUGACAUGAGGAUGGAUAGAAGAAUAGGCCUAGCAGCAUUAGAUGUGGAGAGGUAUUCCAAGCAAGGAACAGCCGAUCUCCAAGUGGGAAAUAUAGAAAAAGCCCUGGAUGCAUUUAAGUAUGCUUACAAACGUUCUCGGGAUGUUGACGAUGGCUAUACUGAAAGGGCAUGUGCUUUCAACCUUGGUGCUGCAUAUAUUGCUGCUAACCAGGCCAAAAGAGGAUUAGAUGUUCUGCAGCAAGCUGUUCCUCCAGACAACAAAAAGGAGGGACGAUCAAACGGGGACCUAUACUUCAAUUUCGGCUUAGGAUUUGAAAAUCUUGGAAAUCUUGAGGAAGCUGUAAGAAAUUACACAAAAGCCUAUGAAGAGUAUAAAUCUGAGAGAGAUAAUCUUCAGAUGGAGGCUGAAUCUCUAGAAAAACUUGGAAAUCUUCAAGUGAAAGCAGACAACAUUUUUGCAGAAGAUUCCCUUGGAAAAUUGGCAGAUGUUUAUGCUCUAUUGAAUAAACCUGUUAAACAGUUAGAGAGCUUGUGUCAGAAAGCCAACCAACAGCACAAGCAGAAUAAAUGUACAGAGUUUGAAGCUACCGCUGAUGAAUGUCUCAAACUUACUGAGAAAUGUGGUCCUGUUACGCAAGUCGGAAAUGUUCUAAAUGACCUUGGGCUGAUCUUCACACAAAUGCAGAAGUACGACCGAGCCAUUGCUUGUUUUGAGCAAGCAUUACCAUUGGUCCGUGGCAGGUCAGGUGAUAAGAAGCAGGAAGCUGUGAUCAUCCAGAACCUUGGUGCCACCUACAACUUCCUUGGUGACUACCAGAGAGCUGUUGGCUUCCAUGAAUCUGCCUCAGCUUUAUACGCUGAGCUGAAGAAUCGGAACAGCCAGGGACAGUGUUUUGCUAAUCUGGCUUUUGCUCUGAGUCAGUUAGGAGACAAAGAAGGGGCUGGGGAGGCCUUUCUUCAUGCCCACCAAGCUGCCAAAGAUACUGGAGACACUCGCACACAGUGGCAGGUGCUAGAGGGCCUUGGGGCAGUAGCCUUCAACAACGGAAAUAUCGCUCGAGCCAUCGACUGCUUCAAACGAGCCCUAGCUGUUAUAGCGGCUUCCGAGUCAAACACAGCAGUGCAGGACAGAAUUGUAGGCAAACUGACCCAUGCUCUCCAGGAACAGAUUAUAAGGAAGUCUGGUGGUACCAUCAAGCGGGAUGUUCCUGUAAAGACUGACCAGCACCAGCUGAGAAUGGCGAACGUUCUCCCCAGCAGGGCUUCACAAGGAGCUGAUCUAAUGCCUUUGACUGAACAACCCAUCAAGGAGGAAGCUGCCGUUCCUGUACAGACAAGUAAUCAACCAGACAGUCGCAGAUUUGUGCCUGUGAACAGACCUGGGUCUAGAAGAGAGUUCCAGAAGGUGGCGCGGGGCCUCAGCUCACUCGGAGGAUCAAUUACCAUGGAUGGGAGUGAGACCCUGAGACCGGGUACUCUGAUAGGGAGUUCCUCUGGGUCAUCCUCCUCAUCAACAUCUUCAUCCUCCUCCUCAGAGGAAGAUAGCCAGGAUGAGAAAAGGAAAGCGAAAGUGAAAGUAGAGGUUAAGCCGGAGGAAAGUCUUCAACAUACCACUAAAUAUGGAAGUUUAACAGCUUCAAAACGACUGGAUGCUAAGUCUGUCAGGGUGCAGCGCAAGCCACUGCUGUCGACAGCAUCCGAAAAAACAUCAUCAUCAGACUCCUCAUCUUCAUCUGAGGAGGAGGGAGAAAAAGAGGACGAUGAGGAGGAGCACAAUGAUAAGAAGGCUGUCGAGGCAGCAAUGCAAAAAUAUGCUGAAGAUGAGGAAAGCUCAAGCUCUAGUUCUGAAGAAGAGGAAGAAGAAACAAAACAAAAACACGUACGUGCCUUAGUGACAGUGGAUGAGGGGAGCAAAGAAUCCUCAUCAUCCUCAUCUUCGUCUUCGUCUAGUUCUGAUGAAGAAGAGAAGUCCCCUCCUCUUCCCACAACCUCCCCGUUCCCAUCUGGACGUGUCAACACGUACGAGAGCCCAGGACUACACUACGGACAGAUCGACUUUGAAAACAAACAGAAAGGUGAGGUAGCUUCUACCACAAGCAGGGGAGACAACCCCAACUAUUUAAGUGGGCAGUCUGACCUCUCUAAAGAAGAUGACGAUCAAGAAGAUGAAAGUGAUGAUGAAUUUGAUUUCUCGAAUUCAGGAAAUUAUGAAAAUAUUCAUGAAUUAAGGACCCAUGGGACCUUUGUAACUGCCCCACCACCUAGCCACAAAGAUACUGGUCCUAAGGAUGCAGAGCGAGCUGCUGCAGCAGCACGUGCUGCCGGUAAUUGGGAGGACCACGGCGAGGAUGACCCCACCUACCAGAGCAUAGACUUCCGCACACGCCAGGAGGGUUUUGCUGACCCUCCAUCGUUUGAAAAAAUGUCGGACCUACCAAGAGGAGAGAGCCGUGCUCUCGCUGAUCAAGAGAGCUAUCUUCAUAGCCAACACAUGAAGCUUGUGGACGAUAAGAAGACGAAAAGUGAGGAGGGUCACGACCAAAACGUGAAAGAGUCCAAAACAUGUGUCGUGAUGUGAUAGGGAAAGUAGUGCAUAAACAGCAAUCAGCGGGUGACUUUUAAACUCUUUUGAUAUCUUUAUAUCAUUAAUUACAUACUUAGCAAUUCUGUAUUAUAAUACGGCAUUGCCAUAACAUGUGUAGCAAUCAAAACCGUCCAGGCCUUGUUAAUACAUUUUCAUUGUGAUAGUUUUUCGUUUAUUAAAAUUUGUUUUUGGAAUACUAACAUAUGAUUAUUUUGUUGUUGUUAAGUAGUCAUUGUAGUUAAGCUGUUUAAAAAUGAAAACUGUAAAAUCCACCUUAAAUGAUGUCGCACAUUGAAGGACGCGAGAUUUUGUAUACUUUUGUAAACAACGUAAAAUCAUUUAACAGCUUGUUUCCAAUAGAAGGAAUCUGUUUUUUCGAUACUUGUUAGGGAUACCUGCAAACAGGUUUAAGCAUGCAUUACGGAAGUGCAAGUGAACGGAACGGUAAUUAUAAAUGUGUGCGUAACCUUAACGUCAUGUACUGUUAUCAACCAAAAUUUAACAUAUGAAAAUAUCAACCUGUGAAGUAUUUACCGAAUUCAUUAAUGUUGGAAAUUUGGGUUAGCCUAUUUUACAUAUGAGAGAGCGAAUCUGUGUUUGUAUGCUCCUUUCCAUCUGGUACCACAUGCGGUUUCGAUGUGAGGUUAAAUGAUGUUUUCACGACCCCUCUGGUUGGGAUUGUGAUGUUACUUAAAUGUGUUUGCACGACCCUUCAGUUUCUGUUGUCUUUCGUAUCCGUUUUGAGUUCCAAUUUAUAUAUAUAUUUUUUUAUUAUUUUACUUAUUAUACAAUUCUAACAGAUAUUAAUUUUACGUUCCAAAUUCUACACAUGAUAUCACAAUCUAAUUAGUUGUCGCAAUCAAUAUUUUACCGUCAGUUCAAAACGCAAAAUUGAAAUCGAUUUUGUGUUUUCAUGAAUAGAUGUUUUAUGUUAAUUAUUUGUAUUACCUCUUUUUUUAAGAACGUUGGAAUUUGUCAAUCAUAUCACUUUCAUAGCAAGUUGUUGAUUUAUUGGGGUUUUAGUCUAAGGGUUUUCAUUUGUUUCAAAGAAACAUGUACAAUCGUACUAUACACUGUGUUUGAGUUAUAUAUACACAGACGCUAGUUAAUGUACACAUUCAAUCGGCGCUAGUAAAUCCCUCACCUCUCGUCCAAAAUGUAAACAAAUGAGCUGGUUGACUUGUAAAGUUUCAAAAGUAAAAGAUAAAAUAUGUUUUAUAGUCCCAAUAGUAACUGGCUAGAUAGUAGGUCAAUGAAUGAGUCAUGACUACUCACCUGAAGUGGACUGCAUGACAUCACCUGAGAUUGAAAGUAUGACACUUCUCCACAGAGGAAAGAUUAUAUUUCUGACCUGAGAGUGAUUGCACGACUCUUCUGGCGUUAGAUUUAAUGACAUAUGUCCAUAUGUCAAUAACAACGAUCCAACAUCGAGGUACUUUUAGGUUUUUAAUUCAGGUGUUCAUCCAUUAUCAAUGACCUUUGUGUACUUGGUAUGGUAAUAUAAUGGUGGUAUCAUACACUAACAGGUUAUUUGGUAUAAAACGAGCGUUGAUGAAUGGUACGAGUUUAAAAUGAAUUUGACAUACGUUGUACAUUGUAUGCAUAACACUGAAAAAGAAGGAGAUGUCUAGAUAUAUAAGGUAGUUCAAGGUAUUUCUCACGAAAGAGUAUAUGUAUAGUCUGUAUAUUAUAGUUGUAGAUGCAAUCAUAUUUAAACAUUCUGUUGUUUGUUAGAGUUGUAUAGAAAGGAUUUUUUUUAUUGUGUUUUAUGUUUUGAUUUGUUGUUUUCACAUUUUAGUUACUUACAUUUGUAUAAAUGUCUCGUUUCUCUGUGCUAAAUUAAAGCUGAUGUGAUACUCUAUAAAUUACAUCUUAUGUUUUAUACUUACUAACCAGACAAUAAAUCA